This is a messenger RNA of Scheffersomyces stipitis CBS 6054, 1320 nucleotides long. It is a transcript of the gene CDC7, whose product is annotated as serine/threonine protein kinase. Gene Ontology annotation, molecular function: ATP binding; protein serine/threonine kinase activity. Gene Ontology annotation, cellular component: nucleus. The transcript has a single exon. Gene Ontology annotation, biological process: mitotic DNA damage checkpoint signaling; protein phosphorylation. The annotation marks the transcript as partial. NCBI's taxonomy places the organism in Eukaryota, Fungi, Ascomycota, Pichiomycetes, Serinales, Debaryomycetaceae. The record is from RefSeq and is a predicted model, not a curated record.
GAAGAGGACGAAGUUUCGCUUGAAGUACUUGAGGAAAUGCAUAAGUUAGAAGAGUGCUUUCCUGUGUUGUCGACUGAUUUCCGUUUGAUAGACAAGAUCGGAGAAGGAACAUUUUCCACUGUGUACAAGGCUGAGGCUUUGAACGGGAAAGUGAUGUUGGGAUCUGAUAUGUGGAAAUCACCACCGCUAAAGAAAAAUAAGCAUAAACCUGUUCCCAAAAAGAAAAACCCCAUCGUUGCGUUGAAGCAGAUUUAUGUCACCUCUUCGCCUAAUAGAAUCCACAACGAGCUCAAUUUGUUGUAUAUGUUGACAGGAAACGCCAAUGUAGCUCCUUUGCUUGAUGUAUUGCGCUACCAGGACCAAGUAUUGGCCAUACUACCAUAUUACCAGCAUGCCGACUUCAGGGACUUUUAUAGAGAUUUACCCAUCAAGGGCAUCAAGAAAUACUUUUGGGAGCUUUUCCAUGCCUUGGAUUACAUUCAUGAGAAGGGUGUUAUACAUAGAGACUUAAAGCCAACCAACUUCUUGUAUGAUCCAUUCAAAGGAAAGGGAGUUUUGGUCGAUUUUGGGUUAGCGGAAAAGUUCAAUUCGACAUCCAAACCUUCCAACGCGUGUCCCUGUUUAUCAAAGGAAAAGUUAGUCGUAAAUAGGUCUCACAUCAAGAGACUUAAUGUCAAAGGAGCCUACCCAAAACUGGAUAAUCGUCCUCCCAGAAGAGCAAAUAGAGCCGGUACAAGAGGCUUUAGAGCACCAGAAGUGCUUUUCAAAUGUACAAACCAAAGCACAAAGAUAGACAUUUGGUCAGCUGGAAUAAUAGGAUUCUCCCUCAUAGCCAGGAAGUUCCCCGUAUUUAAUUCUCCAGAUGAUACUGAUGCUCUUCUUGAACUAGCGUUGAUCUUUGGUAUAGAGAAAUUGCAGAGAUGUGCCGAAUUGCAUGGCUGUGGUCUUGAAAUCAACUUGACUAAUAUGGCCCAAAGUAGUGGUAAUCUAGUAAAGGUGUUAAGUGAUUUUAUAAGGCAUGAGAACGAAAAUGAUUGUUUCCCACCUGACAGUGUGAUCCAAGAUACUCUCAAAUUGUUUAACAAGGCCGGUGACAAGUUAGUCAAGCCGCAAUUCGUAGGAGAUCUCAACGAUGCUGAUGCCCAGUACGAAGGAUUCAAGAAGAACAUAGAAGACUACAAGGAUCACAAGUACUUGAUAGAAUUGCUCUAUGGUUGUUUCAGAAUGGACCCCACCAAAAGAUUGAGUGCUCGGGAAAUACUCCAAUUGCCGUUUUUCCAGGAAUUAGCUACUUCACAGGAUGAUGACGUUCUACUCUGA